This is a messenger RNA of Hevea brasiliensis (rubber tree), 5005 nucleotides long. RefSeq names its product putative disease resistance protein RGA1. The transcript has 4 exons. The record is from RefSeq and is a predicted model, not a curated record. Bases 153 to 1766 code for a protein of 537 amino acids. NCBI's taxonomy places the organism in Eukaryota, Viridiplantae, Streptophyta, Magnoliopsida, Malpighiales, Euphorbiaceae. Gene Ontology annotation, biological process: defense response to other organism. Gene Ontology annotation, molecular function: ADP binding.
CUCUUUGAUUUUCGGUGCGGACUGCUCACGUUCAAAGCUUGAUGCGGGCGAAAUGGCUUUCUAUAUAAUAUGAAAUGCUGAUUUGGAGUUCAUUACUUCAUUGCCCAAAACCAAACUCAAACCUUUAAACAGAUCUUUUGCUCCUCCAUACGAUGGCUUUAGAAUCAUUUGCUUUCAAUGUUGCCCAGAAAGUCCUUGAAAAGCUAGCUUCCAAAGCCUGCCAAGAAAUUUCAAUUGCAUGGGGUGUUCAAGGGGAACUGAAAAAGCUUGAGGAUGUCUUGAUGACUGUUAAAGCUGUGCUGUUGGAUGCCGAGGAGAAACAAGUGAGCAAUAAUGAUGUGCGAGUGUGGCUGAUUAAGCUUAAAGAUGUUCUUUAUGAUGCUGAAGAUGUACUCGAUGAAUUUGAAUGUGAGACUCAGAGAAAGCAAUUGCUUAAAUUAUAUGGAAGCACCACCAAAAAGGUGGGUCGCCUUUUUUCAUCCUCUAAUCCACUUGCUUUCUCUUUUAAAAUGGGUCAUAAAAUAAAACAAAUAAGAGAGCAAUUAGAUGAAAUUACAUCUCAUAAGGCUAAGUUUCAUCUUAAUGAACGAGAUGAAGGUAGGCGUUCUAUGCCUAAGGAAAGAGCGAUGACCCACUCCUUUGUAAAUGUGUCUGAUAUUAUAGGAAGAGAUAAGGAUAAAGAAAAUAUCAUCAGACUUUUACAAAAGCCUAAUGAUGGUGGAAAAAUCGAUGUUAUUCCUAUUGUGGGAAUUGGUGGUUUGGGGAAGACUGCACUCUCUAAAUUAGUUUAUAAUGAUAAAAGAGUACAAGAUCAUUUUCAACUUAAGAUGUGGGUAUGUGUAUCAGAAGAUUUUGACAUAAAAAAUUUGAUUGAGAAAAUUAUUAAAUGUGUCACCAGUGAUGGAGAGAACAGAAGCAAUUUGGAAGUGGAACAGUUGCAAAAAAUCUUGCGAGAAAAAAUUGGUGAUAAAAAAUACUUUCUCAUUUUAGAUGAUGUGUGGAAUGAAGAUUCUAUGAGGUGGGAUCCAUUACAAGAGCUUUUGUUUACAGGUGCUAAUGGAAGCAAAAUUUUAGUAACUACGCGUAGUAAGAAAGUAGCCUCCAUUAUGGGCACCAUUCCAGAACCAUAUGAGUUAUCAGGUCUUCCGCAUGAUAAGUGUGUGGCUUUGUUUACUAGAUGUGCAUUUAAAGAAGGUGAAGAGAAGCACUAUCCAAACUUGUUAAAAAUUGGGGAUAAAAUUGUAGAAAAAUGCAAAGGGGUUCCAUUAGCAGUGAAGACACUAGCAUCACUUCUUUUAACAAAUAAAGAUGAAAAUUACUGGAAAUUUAUAAGAGAUAGUGAGUUGUGGAAAAUAGAGCAAAAGGAAAAUGACAAAAUUUUACCUGCUUUAAGAUUAAGUUAUGAACAAUUGCCUGCUUAUUUGAAAAAGUGCUUUGCUUAUUGCUCCUUUUAUCCAAAGGACUACGAAUACACAAGUUUUGCAUUAAUUCAAUUUUGGAUGGCACAUGGACUUCUUGAAUCAACAAAUGAAAAUGAAGAUUUAGAAGAUAUUGGGUGGCGCUAUUUUCAGGAGUUGGGGUCUAGAUCUUUUUUUCAAGAUUUUGAGGACCAUGAUUGGUAUAUUGACUGUAAAAUGCAUGAUCUAGUACAUGAUCUUGCAUUAUCAUUGACACAAAAUGAAUUUUCAGCAAUAACCUCAACCACCACACACAUCUCAAAGAGUGCGAUGUUUGUCAUGGUGUUUCCACUCUCUUACAAGAUUUAGAGCAUGUGCGAACUGCUGUAUUUAUGAGAACUGAGGAAAUCAGUCAAUCAGCCUUGGAUUUAUGUUUGUCAAGAUUAAAAUAUUUGCGGAUGUUGGACUUGUCAGAAUCCCAAUUAGAGGUACCGCUGGAAAGGAUUGGGUCUUUAAAGCAUUUGAGGCUUUUAUUUUUACCUGAAAUUAAAAAGGUCCCCAAUUCUAUUUGCAAGUUACAGAAUUUACAAUCUUUGUUACUUCGUACUGAGGAGUUACCCAAUGAUAUAAGGUACUUGAUCAGCCUUAGAUUUCUAAUUUUUUCCACAAAGCAGAAGUGUUUGGCAAAGAAUGGACUAGGCUGCUUGACAUCUCUUAGGUUUUUGGGCAUUGUCGAAUCUGAAAAUUUAGAAUACUUGUUUGAAGAUAUGCAAGGCCUCAAACAUCUUCGAACACUGAUUAUUAGCGAAUGUGAAAGCUUAAUCUCUUUGCCUCAAAGUAUGAAAUACCUCACUGCAUUAGAGACUCUUAUAAUCGAGGAUUGUGAAAACCUCAAUUUGACGAUGGAGGAAGGGAAAGCCGACCAAGACUUGGCUCGAUUCAGCCUUCAAAGGCUGAUACUCAAACAGUUACCAGAAUUGGUAGAGUUUCCAGAAUGGCUUCUUCGAGGAUCCACCAACACUUUGCAACUCUUAAAACUAAGAAUGUGUACAAACCUCAAAGAAUUGCCUGCGUGCCUACAGAAUAUAGUAUCUCUUCAACAAAUUGUGAUCGAGUAUUGUGAUGAAUUGAGUGAAAGAUGUGAACGUGGAGAAGGUGAAGAUUGGUCCAAGAUUGCUCAUAUCCCUAAAAUUGUUCUUCACGGUUCUGAGAUCAAUUCCACAGAUGAUUCUCACAUCGAUUCAACAAGUGAAGAUUAGAUAUCAUGGCAACUCUGCUGAAAAUGCCAACUGCUGAAUGUAACAAUGUUUGUAUUUGAUGUUGUGCUUGUUCUGUGCUGUAAAUUGCCAAUGCAUGUGUUUUAUAUUGUAAAUAAUGUUUAAGAAACUUGUUAAUCUACUAUUUGUAUCUCUAAACUGUUGUUUCUUUUACUUUUAUAUUGUAAAUAUAAAAAGUAUUUAUAUUUGCGAUAGUGCUUCAUGUCCUAAGAAAUUUUGCACAUGAUGGAAAGCUUGUUUUCUCUGUUCACCAACCCAAUUUCGAUGUCGUUGAUUGGCUCGAUGAUCUCUUCCUCCUUUCCAGCAGAAAAAGCUGUUUAUUUUGGAGAAGAAAUGAUGGUUACAAAGGUAAGCUAAGUUCAAAUUUGAAUUAUAUUUGAUCAAUAAAAGAAAAGGGUAUCGUAUCAUGUUUGUUAGGAUGUAACUGAAUGAAAUAUACAGACAAAAAAUGAAUUUUUAUUAUUACAUUCAAUUUACAUCUUACCAAACAUAUGAAUACUGUCUUAUAUCACAGUUGUUCGCUAAAGCUGCAUUUCCUUGUCCAAGAAAAAAGAAAUCCUCCUGAUCAUUUCCUCUGAUACAUUACUUCAUUCGACAAAAUAGUUGCUGCUUUAAAGCAAACUCAAAGACAAUGAUUCCUUAGUCAACAUGACUACAUCAGAGAUCAAAAACAAGGAAAAGGUUACAAGAAAUCACAUGCACUGUAUGUAGUUUCUACUCAGUAAUUUGAUUCUAGUCAGUAAUUUAUUUUUCAUUGGUUUCUUCAAUCAAUCUUGGCAUUAAAAUGUAACAAUAUUAAUUAGAAAAAAGAAAAAGUAAAGGUUCUCCACCUUGGCACAAUAGUAAGGUUGCUCUUUUGUGACUAAAAGGUCAUGGGUUCCAAAUCAACAACCCGUCGCAAUGUAGGAGUCUUAUGCAAUAGGGAUAAGCUUUUAGGAAAAAGAAGAAACCACAUGAUCACUCCCUUUUAAACUGAUUUCCAAUUGAUAAAAUACAGAUCUUGCAGGAAGAACAUGUCAACGUAUCAAACACAAGUUAUCCCAGCUGGUGGAAGAAAUUAAGCACAUUGACUCAUUGUUCAUCCACAAACACGUGCAGAGACUUAGGUACUAUUGGAUGAGAAUGUUAUUCUACAUUAUGGUACGCAUAGGUGCUGGGCUCUCUUUGGGAGAGGAAGAUGUGCUGGGUUUCUUUAUGGCAUCGUGGUUCUCAUGUCUCUUGGAGGCUUACCUUUUGCCAUGGAGGAAAAAAAGAAGGUAAGGAACUAAGGAACAAUACUUUCCAAAGGUUAUCCAAUCCAUUUGGGUAUUGUACGUAGCACUUAAAUUCCAAUUUCCGGCCUGUUUAAUUUAUCUGUUCUUCCAUAGGGGCACAUCUGUGAUUUUGGCACUUGGACUAAUAAUUAUUGGCAAUGGGUUUUUUAUUGGCCUCGUAACCCAUAUGAUUGGGAGCUGCAGUUGCUUGCUAAUCUUCUUUCUCUGUUGAGCUCUUUCAAGCUGUGUCCUCAAGGAAUGAUAGGCUAAUGUGGAACCAUCACUGAAUGGAGUUUUGUCAGCCAAUUCUUUCUACAAAUGCUUGUUAAACGCUUCUUUCCAAUCCCAAGAUUUUUCUGUUAACAUCUGGUGUAGGCUUGCAGCUCCAAAGGCGAAAUUGUUGGUAUGGUUGGCACGUCAGGAUAGGUUAUGGACGAAAAAUUGGUUGUCUUCCAUUGGUAUUCUAGAUCCUUCGCAACAUAUCUGUCCUCGUUUUAUGGUACAAGGAGAAACAGAAGCUCAUCUUUCCUACACUGCCCCUAUUCUUGGAAUGUUUGGACUUGGAUUCUAAGAUAGCGGUAUAUUAAUUUUUGAUUGCUGAGCCCCAUUUUAUGUCCCAUUGUAGAGUGGAAGACUUUAGCCAUGUCUUUUCAUAGACUCAGUUUGGACAUCCUCAUCCACUUUCCUUUUGCUCUGCUUCAUUUGAUUGUGUGAAACGGAAGGUGGAUGGCUCUUUGCGAGGGAAUCCUGGUCCCUGUUCCAUUGGGGGUGUUCUCUGUGAUCACAUAGGUUUAUUUGAGUAUUUUUCUAAGUGAAGCAAAUAUGGCUACCAAUUGUUUAGCUAAGCAGGGUCACUCUCGUAUGUCUUCAUAUAUUUCUUUUAGGAUUGUCUAGAUUUUGCUGUGUCUUUAUUGAUCUGAUAUGACUUUAGUCUGUUUUUGUUCUUAAUGGGGUGAGGAGGUUGCUGCUUUAGGUCGGGUCUUGUGGGGAAUGCCUGUUGGCAUGGGCUAGGUUGCAACUCUCCUCAUCUUCUGUAUUUCUCUGUUUCUUCAAUGAAAUUUCUUUCUUAUAUUGUAAA